This is a messenger RNA of Teleopsis dalmanni, 562 nucleotides long. Its product is annotated as H/ACA ribonucleoprotein complex subunit GAR1-like. Bases 41 to 562 code for a protein of 173 amino acids. The record is from RefSeq and is a predicted model, not a curated record. The transcript has a single exon. Lineage: Eukaryota; Metazoa; Arthropoda; Insecta; Diptera; Diopsidae.
UUACCCAACUAACUGGCAUAGUAACUGUAUCAACGGCACCAUGAAAUUCAGUUUAAGCAUUUUGGUACUUUUGGCCUUGUUGGCUACAUUAACCAAUGCACAGACAACGACUGUUGCUGGCGCUACAACCACUGAUCCGUCCGCAACCACAACAGUAGCAGUUUCGACAACUGAUUCUGCCACAACCACAACAGCAGCAGCGACAACAACCACUGUAUCUGCUACUACGACUGCAGCCACUACUGUUGCUCCAGGCGCAUCCACAACCAUAUCAUCGGAUGUAACGACUAAACCUUCUAAAACAGAUUGUCAUCAACAUGGACACAGAGGUCACAGACACGGACAUAGAGGUGGUCGCGGUGAUAGAGGCGGCAGAGGUGGUAGAGGAGGACGCGGCGGUCGCGGUGGACGUGGUGGGCGUGGCGGAAGAGGUGGCCGUGGUGGUCGCGGUGGUAGAGGAGGACGCGGUGGAAGCAGAGGUGGACGCAGAGGAGGCAGAGGAAAUAGAGGAGGACGCGGAGGACGCGGAGGAAACAGAGGUGGACGCAGGGGCCGUAAUUAA